AUGACAAACAAAGCCACAUUCUGUAGUGAUAUGUCCGUUGACCUGGUGCGCUGUCUAGCAGAUGAUGACAUUGUGAUUGACAGUGCGAGAGUGUCAACGAAUACUGUUGGGGCUGACACUGAUGUUUCCCGUUUCAUUGAUUUUCUGGUGAGAGACAGGCACGGUUCCCCGUUCGAGCAUUGCGUGUUCACGUUCGCACUUGAUGUUCCGAUCUUUGUUGCGCGUGAGAUUAUGCGUCACCGUAUCGCUUCAUAUAGUGAAGAGUCAGGACGUUACACUGCGAGCCGUUUGAAGUUCUACCUACUUGAAUCGCACAGGCCGUUAGUUCAGGCUGGCAAGCCUGGUGACUAUAAGUUCACGCCAGGCUCGCAGCUGCAAAUUGAUUACGCCUCUAUCGUGAAUGCUUCAACAUGCGUUGAGGCAGCAGAGACGUAUCAGGCAAUGCUUGACGAUGGUAUCGCCCGCGAGGUUGCCCGAAUGGUGUUGCCAGUAUCGACGUACACGCGCAUACACAUGACGAUCAAUGCUCGUUCGCUCAUGAAUUUUCUGAGUCUACGUCACGCCACUAAAGACAGUUGGUAUAAGACCUCACCACUCUAUGAAAUUGAAUUAGUGGCUAAACAAAUGGAACAGCAGUUCAAAGAAUUUAUGCCACAUACCCAUGCGGCGUUCAUUGAACAUGGGCGCAUUGCGCCUUAA
Messenger RNA from Pelobates fuscus (common spadefoot toad), 699 nucleotides. RefSeq names its product flavin-dependent thymidylate synthase-like. The coding region runs from base 1 to 699 and encodes 232 amino acids. Gene Ontology annotation, molecular function: NADPH binding; thymidylate synthase (FAD) activity; thymidylate synthase activity. The record is from RefSeq and is a predicted model, not a curated record. The transcript has a single exon. Gene Ontology annotation, biological process: dTMP biosynthetic process. NCBI's taxonomy places the organism in Eukaryota, Metazoa, Chordata, Amphibia, Anura, Pelobatidae.